ACUCAUCUUCUUCUUCCACUUGGUAAGUCUUUCUCUGCCCCCCUCUUCAUGCAAUGAUUGACUUUUUUUGUUUGUGGUCGGGGAAGUUAGGAAAUUAAAUCUAUGUUUUCAAACAAUUUGUGUGAUGAUUUAAGGUUUGAGAUGGACAGUUCUGAAGCAGAUCUAGAUAGAAUAGAGGCACAAAGGUCAACGAAUGUGUCUCAUGAUCAACGGAAUGGACCAUACUUCCCCAUGGACAUACUCGGAGAUGGCGCCACUCAACCUACGGGAGACACCGAAUCUAUGCCAGAGUUUCUUACUAACCUUAGAUUGUCGGAUCUUUUCGCUUUCUGUGGAGAAGAUAUCCAUAUGACUCCGGAGAUUUUUAGUGGAAUGAGUGCUGGGAACAAAGAAUGUCUGGAGAGGUUGAAAAGUCAUGGAACGCCAAUGGCACGUCUCAAGAGCGAUACAGGAGAUUCAAUUCUUCAUCUUGCUGCUACAUGGGGUCAUCUAGAACUAGUGAAGGAGAUUGUCUCUGAAUAUCCGUCCCUUCUCUUGGAGCAAAACUCAAGCGGUCAGACACCGCUUCAUGUGGCGGCUCAUGGCGGUCAUACCACUGUUGUUGAGGCUCUUGUUGCGUUGGUAACAUUUGCUUCAGCUAGACUAUGUAAUGAAGAGAGUGAGAGACUGAAUCCAUAUGUUCUCAAGGACAAAGAUGGAAAUACUGCUCUGCACUACGCCAUCGAAGGGCACUAUUUCGAGAUGGCUACAUGUCUGGUGAACGCGAACAAGGAUGCUCCUUUUCUUGGAAAUAACAAGGGAGUAUCUUCCUUGUUUGUGGCAAUAGAUACUGGAGAUGUAUCCCUUGUGAAAGAAAUUUUGAAAAUCAGAGGCAACAAGGACCUUAAAGGGAAGAAGUCUAACUUAGAGUCAAAGUUACAAGGGAAAAAACAUCUUGCACAUGUGGCUUUACUGGCCAAGAGUAUAGAUGUCCUUGAUGUUAUUCUUGACGAAUAUCCAAACCUUAUGUAUGAGCGAGAUAGAGAUGGUUGGACUUGUCUUUCACUCGCAGCAUAUAUAGGAUAUUAUGAAGGAGUAUGUAACCUCUUACACCGAUCAAAAGAGAGUGCUUAUCUCUGCAAUAAUGAUGGUUCCUUUCCAAUCCAUACGGCUGCAGAGAACGGUGACAAGAGAAUUGUCAAAGAGAUUCUUAGAAGUUGUCCAGAUUCAAAACACCUGCUUAACAAACUUGGUCAAAAUGUUCUCCACAUUGCAGCAAAAAAUGGAAAUUAUUGGAUUUGUGAAAUGUUGGCGUAUAAGAAGGAUAUGAUACAUUUGGGUGUUGGGCAAGAUGUGGAUGGGAAUACACCUUUGCACCUUGCCGUCAUGAACUGGAACUUUCGGUCCAUCACUUGUCUUGCUAACAGUAGCAAGAUACUGAAAGUACGAAACAAAAGCGGUUUAAGAGCUAGAAAUAUUGCCGAGUUAGAGCUAAAACCCAACUACAUCUUUGAGGAGAGGUGGACACUAGCUCUCUUAUUAUACGCUAUUCACGUAAAUGGUUUCGAAGAUGUACACUCAUUAACAAGACCAUCGGAGCCACUAGACUCUAAGAAUAACAGAGAUUACGUCAACACUCUUCUACUGGUUGCGGCUCUAGUAGCCACAAUGACGUUUGCUGCAGGUUUUACAAUACCAGGUGGGUUUAACAGCUCUGCUCCAAACUUGGGCAGAGCAACUUUGGCCACUAACCCAACUCUCUUCAUUUUUCUGCUACUUGACAUCUUGGCAAUGCAAAGUUCCGUUGCUACGAUAGAUCUAGAUAGAAUAGAGGCACAAAGGUCAACGAAUAUGUCUCAUGAUCAACGGAAUGGACCAUACUUCCCCAUGGACAUACUCGGAGAUGGCGCCACUCAACCUACGGGAGACACCGAAUCUAUGCCAGAGUUUCUUACUAACCUUAGAUUGUCGGAUCUUUUCGCUUUCUGUGGAGAAGAUAUCCAUAUGACUCCGGAGAUUUUUAGUGGAAUGAGUGCUGGGAACAAAGAAUGUCUGGAGAGGUUGAAAAGUCAUGGAACGCCAAUGGCACGUCUCAAGAGCGAUACAGGAGAUUCAAUUCUUCAUCUUGCUGCUACAUGGGGUCAUCUAGAACUAGUGAAGGAGAUUGUCUCUGAAUAUCCGUCCCUUCUCUUGGAGCAAAACUCAAGCGGUCAGACACCGCUUCAUGUGGCGGCUCAUGGCGGUCAUACCACUGUUGUUGAGGCUCUUGUUGCGUUGGUAACAUUUGCUUCAGCUAGACUAUGUAAUGAAGAGAGUGAGAGACUGAAUCCAUAUGUUCUCAAGGACAAAGAUGGAAAUACUGCUCUGCACUACGCCAUCGAAGGGCACUAUUUCGAGAUGGCUACAUGUCUGGUGAACGCGAACAAGGAUGCUCCUUUUCUUGGAAAUAACAAGGGAGUAUCUUCCUUGUUUGUGGCAAUAGAUACUGGAGAUGUAUCCCUUGUGAAAGAAAUUUUGAAAAUCAGAGGCAACAAGGACCUUAAAGGGAAGAAGUCUAACUUAGAGUCAAAGUUACAAGGGAAAAAACAUCUUGCACAUGUGGCUUUACUGGCCAAGAGUAUAGAUGUCCUUGAUGUUAUUCUUGACGAAUAUCCAAACCUUAUGUAUGAGCGAGAUAGAGAUGGUUGGACUUGUCUUUCACUCGCAGCAUAUAUAGGAUAUUAUGAAGGAGUAUGUAACCUCUUACACCGAUCAAAAGAGAGUGCUUAUCUCUGCAAUAAUGAUGGUUCCUUUCCAAUCCAUACGGCUGCAGAGAACGGUGACAAGAGAAUUGUCAAAGAGAUUCUUAGAAGUUGUCCAGAUUCAAAACACCUGCUUAACAAACUUGGUCAAAAUGUUCUCCACAUUGCAGCAAAAAAUGGAAAUUAUUGGAUUUGUGAAAUGUUGGCGUAUAAGAAGGAUAUGAUACAUUUGGGUGUUGGGCAAGAUGUGGAUGGGAAUACACCUUUGCACCUUGCCGUCAUGAACUGGAACUUUCGGUCCAUCACUUGUCUUGCUAACAGUAGCAAGAUACUGAAAGUACGAAACAAAAGCGGUUUAAGAGCUAGAAAUAUUGCCGAGUUAGAGCUAAAACCCAACUACAUCUUUGAGGAGAGGUGGACACUAGCUCUCUUAUUAUACGCUAUUCACGUAAAUGGUUUCGAAGAUGUACACUCAUUAACAAGACCAUCGGAGCCACUAGACUCUAAGAAUAACAGAGAUUACGUCAACACUCUUCUACUGGUUGCGGCUCUAGUAGCCACAAUGACGUUUGCUGCAGGUUUUACAAUACCAGGUGGGUUUAACAGCUCUGCUCCAAACUUGGGCAGAGCAACUUUGGCCACUAACCCAACUCUCUUCAUUUUUCUGCUACUUGACAUCUUGGCAAUGCAAAGUUCCGUUGCUACGAUAGGUCACUUUUCAGUUCUUGAAUGGGUGAUUGUUAUGUUUGGAGAAAUGUUGGUCAUCGGAGAAGGAGACGAUGGACCUGCAAUCAACGGAGUAGCAAUCAAUGGUAUCAUGAACGGAGUAUCAUCGUCUCGUCGCCACAGAAAAUCAAAAUUCAAAGCGUACACGGGGAGCCAACUCCUCAUGCAUCACUCAUCUUCUGCUUCUACUUCUUCUGAAGCAGAUCUAGAUAUUGAGGCACAAACGACAACGAAUGUGUCUCAUGGUCAACAGAACGGAACAUACUCAAGUGGCGGAGCUCCGCUACUCGCCACGAACAUACCCCGUUCACAUGAUUCCUUUCAAAACCGAGGAAAUGGCGCCACACCACCUACGGAAGACACUGAAUCUGUGCCAGAGUACCUUACUAACCUUAUAUUGUCCGAUUUUCUCGCUCCCCCUGGUGAAGAUGUCCAGAUGUCUUCCGAGAUUUUCAGUGAAAUGAGUGGUGGUGAUGGGGACAUAGCAAGUCUGGAGCAGUACUUGGGAACGUCAAUACCAUGUCUCAAGAGCAAUACAGGAGAUUCAAUUCUUCAUCUUGCUGCUACAUGGGGUCAUCUAGAACUAGUGAAGAAGAUUAUCCCUAAAUAUCCGCGCCUUCUAUUGGAGCAAAACUCGAGCGGUCACACACCACUUCAUUUGGCGGCUCAUGGCGGUCAUACACCUGUUGUUGAUGUUUUCGUUGAGACGGUAACAUUUGCUUCAGCUAGACUGUGUACUGAACUGAAUCCAUAUGUUCUCAAGGACAAAGAUGGAAAUACUGCUCUGUACUACGCCAUUGAAGGACGCCAUAAGGAGAUGGCUACCUGUCUGGUAAACGCCAACCAUGAUGCUCCUUUUCUUGGAAAUAACGAGGGAAUAUCUUCCUUGUAUGAAGCAGUAUCCGCUGGAUCUGAAUAUGAAUCCCUUGUGGAAGAAAUUUUAAAAACCAUAGGCAACGAGGACUUGGAUUCGAAAUUGCAAGGGAACAAAUAUCUUGCACAUGUUGCUUUGCAUGCCAAGAGUAUAGAUGUCCUUGAUGUUAUUCUGGAAAAAUAUCCAAAUCUUGUGAAUGAGCGAGAUAUAGAUGGUAGGACUUGUCUUUCACUCGCAGCAUAUAUAGGGUAUUAUGAAGGAGUAUGCAACCUCUUAGACCGACCAGAAAAUGGUGUUUAUGUCUGCGACCAAGAUGGUUCCUUUCCAAUUCAUACGGCUGCAGAGAAAGGUCAUGAAAAAAUUGUUAAAGCGUUUCUAAGAGUUUGUAAAAAUUCAAAUUACCUGCUCAACAAACUUGGCCAGAACGUUCUCCACGUGGUAGCAAAAAAUGGGGAAUCUUCUAUUACAAAUUUCUUGAUGAUUGACGAAGAAACGAAACAUCUGGGUGUUGGGCAAGAUGUGGACGGGAAUACGCCGUUGCACCUUGCUGUCAUGAACUGGCACUUUGACUCCAUUACUUAUCUUGCUAGCAGUAGCGACAUUCUGAAAUUACGAAACAAAAGCGGCUUAAGAGCUAGGGAUAUUGUCGAGUUAGGGGUGAAACCCAACUAUAUCUUUCAUGAGAGGUGGACAUUGGCGCUCUUAUUAUACGCUAUUCACAAAACGAAGUUCGAACCUGUAAAGUCAUUAACGAGACCGGCAUGGCCACUGGACCCCAAGAAUAACAGAGAUUACGUCAACACUCUUCUCCUGGUUGCGACUCUUAUAGCCACGGUGACGUUUGCUGCAGGUUUUACAAUACCAGGUGGGGUUAAGAGCUCUGCUCCACACUUGGGCAGGGCAACUUUGGCCACUAACCCAACUCUCUUCAUUUUUCUGCUACUUGACAUUUUGGCAAUGCAAUGUUCCGUUGCAACAAUAGGGAUUCUUAUUUGGGCGCAGUCGGGUGAUCCAAAACUAAUCCGUUCAUCCUUACAUGUGGCAUUGCCCUUACUGCUUAUUGCUCUACUCUGCAUGCCCUUGGCAUUCCUUUUUGGUGUGGUCACUGCAAUUGGGCAUGUGAAAUGGCUUUUAGUCAUCAUUUGUAUUAUCUCUGCUUUAUUCUUCAGUUGGGCGAUCUUUGUCCUUGGCCCUCACGUCAUGCUACAGCAGCCAUACGUUUCUCCCAAUUACGCUGGUGACUUCCUCGUGACUUUUAUGGAGUUUAAAGACGUGUUUGGGUUUGAGAUGGAUGGUUCUGGAACAGAUCUAGAUAGAAUUGAGGCACAAAGGCCAACGGAUGUGUCUCACGGUCAACGGAACGGAACAUACAUAAGUGCCGGAGCUCCGCUACUCGCCACGAACAUACCCCGUUCAAAUGAUUCCUUUCAAAACGGAGGAGAUGGCGCCACUCCACCUACGGGAGACACCGAAUCUGUGCCAGAGUAUCUUACUAACCUUAGAUUGUCGGAUUUUUUCGCUUUCCCUGGUGAAGAUGUCCAGAUGACUCCGGAGAUUUUUAGUGGAAUGAGUGAUGGGAAGAAAGAAUGUCUGGAGAAGUUGAGAAGCCAAGGAAUGCCAAUGGCACGUCUCAAGAGCAAUACAGGAGAUUCAAUUCUUCAUCUUGCUGCUACAUGGGGUCAUCUAGAACUAGUGAAGGAGAUCGUCUCUGAAUGUCCGUGCCUUCUCUUGGAGCAAAACUCAAGCGGUCAGACACCGCUUCAUGUGGCGGCUCAUGGUGGUCAUACCACUAUUGUUGAGGCUCUUGUUGCGUUGGUAACAUUUGCUUCAGCUAGACUGUGUAAUGAAGAGAGUGAGAGACUGAAUCCAUAUGUUCUCAAGGACACAAAUGGAAAUACUGCUCUGCACUACGCCAUUAAAGGGUCCUAUUCCGAGAUGGCUACAUGUCUGGUGAACGCGAACAAGGAUGCUCCUUUUCUUGGAAAUAACAAGGGAGAAUCUUCCUUGUUUGUGGCAAUAGAUACUGGAUAUGUGAUCCUUGUGAAAACGAUUUUGAAAACUAUUGGCAACGAGGACCUUGAAGAGAAGAUGUCUAAAUUAGAUUCGAAGUUAGAAGGGAAAAAAUAUCUUGCACAUGCUGCUUUGAAGGCCAUGAAUAAAGGUGCCCUUGAUGUUAUUCUUGACGAAUAUCCAAGUCUUAUGGACGUGCGAGAUAAAGAUGGUAGGACUUGUCUUUCACUCGCAGCAUAUAUAGGGUAUUAUGAAGGAGUAUGCAACCUCUUAGACCGAUCAACAAAGUGUGUUUAUGUCUGCAAUAAUGAUGGUUCCUUUCCAAUCCAUACGGCUGCAGAGAAAAAUGAAUUGUUCAUUGUCAAAGAGAUUCUUAGACGUUGUCCAGAUUCAAAAUACCUUCUUAACAAACUUGGUCAGAACGUCCUCCACGUUGCAGCAAAAAAUGGGCACUCAUGGAUUUCGAAUUGGUUGAUGAUAAAUAAAGAUACGAAACAUUUGGGUGUUGGGCAAGACGUGGACGGGAAUACACCUUUGCACCUUGCCGUCAUGAACUGGCACUUUGACUCCAUUACUUAUCUUGCUAACAGUAUCGAGAUACUGAAUUUACGAAACAAAAGCGACUUAAGCGCUAGUGAUAUUGCCCAGUCAGAGGUGAAACCCAACUACAUCUUUCAUGAGAGGUGGACGCUAGCUCUCUUAUUAUACGCUAUGCACAAAAAAGGUUUCAAAUAUGUACACUCAUUAACAAGACCAUCAGAGCCACUAGACCAUAAGAAUAACAGAGAUUACAUAAACACUCUUCUGCUGGUAGCGGCUCUUGUAGCCACAGUGACGUUUGCUGCAGGUUUUACAAUACCAGGUGGGUUUAACAGCGAUGCCGAAAAACCCAACUUGGGCAGGGCAACAUUGGCCAAAAACCCGACUCUCUUCAUUUUUCUGCUAUUUGACAUCUUGGCAAUGCAAAGUUCUGUUGCAACAAUAUGUACUCUUAUUUGGGCGCAGUUGGGUGAUCCACUACUCAUCCGCGAAUCUUUACAUGUGGCCUUGCCCUUACUACUUUUUUCUUUACUAUGCAUGCCCAUGGCAUUCCUUUUUGGCGUGAUCACUGCAAUUGGCUUUCCACAAAUCAUCUCAAAUCUAUUUGGAGGAGACUCUCAAAUGUAUCCUUCUCUCGACGAUGAUGAUUUCGUCUCUGAUUUGUUUUGCUUCGAUCAAAGUAAUGGAGCAGAACUUGAUGAUUACACACAAUUUGGUGUAAAUUUGCAGCCUGAUCAAGAAGAUACCUUUCCAGAUUUUGUGUCAUAUGGUGUGAAUUUGCAGCAGGAGCCAGAAGAAGUCUUUAGUAUUGGAGCUGCUCAAUUGGAUUUGUCGUCGUAUAAUGGAGUUUUGUCGCAAGAGCCUGAACACGUAGGGCAGAAAGAUUGUGGAAUUGUGCAGGAAGAUGAAGUAGAGAUCAAUUCUGGUUCAUCUGGUGGAGCUGUUAAGCAAGAACAGGAACAUUUAGAUGACGAUUGCUCGCGGAAGCGGGCAAGGACUGGAUCGUGUAGCAGAGGAGGAGGAACCAAAGCGUGUCGUGAAAGAAUGAGGAGGGAGAAGCUAAACGAGAGGUUCAUGGAUUUGAGCUCGGUUUUGGAGCCUGGGAGGACUCCUAAGACAGAUAAACCGGCUAUACUCGAUGAUGCAAUCCGUAUAUUGAAUCAACUUAGAGAUGAAGCUCAUAAACUUGAAGAAACUAACCAAAAGCUUUUAGAGGAGAUCAAGAGUCUCAAGGCGGAGAAGAACGAGCUGAGGGAGGAAAAGCUGGUGUUGAAGGCGGAUAAAGAGAAGACGGAACAACAGUUAAAGUCUAUGACGGUUCCAUCUUCAGGGUUCAUGCCUCAGAUUCCAGCUGCAUUUAACCACAACAAAAUGGCUGUUUACCCGAGUUACGGUUACAUGCCAAUGUGGCAUUAUAUGCCUCAGUCGGUUCGUGACACAUCUCGUGAUCAAGAACUCAGGCCUCCUGCUGCAUAAACUCUCAAUUGUUUUUUUUGGUACCCAUAGGGAACUUAUAGAGAUAUCUGAAUCACUUGGUUUAGGAUUCUUCCGUUUGGCAAGUGUAAAAGCUUUACUCUUGAUCUUGGGUUGUAUUUUUAAUAUAAAAUAAAUAUAACUCCAGAAACUUGUGAUUUUCUUGUAUCUUGUAGAUUUAUGCAUAGAGACUUUUGACUGUGUGAUCUGAUUCAUCUGAGUUUGAAAAGUUUCAGACCAAAAUUAAAAUGCUCUCGUUGAG
Molecule: messenger RNA, 8605 nt
Organism: Arabidopsis arenosa
Lineage: Eukaryota; Viridiplantae; Streptophyta; Magnoliopsida; Brassicales; Brassicaceae
Source: the annotation of a GenBank genome assembly